GUGUCCUCUGGUUUCUGAGUGUCGGAGACUUUUUAGUUUUGUUUCUCUCUUCUGCUGUCAGCGAUGGCGUCUGCUGAUCUGAGACAGGAGCUGGACUGUUCCAUCUGUCUGACCACAUAUACAGAUCCUGUAAACCUGAGAUGUGGUCACAACUUCUGCCGGGUCUGUAUUGAUCGUGUGUUGGAUACACAGGGGGGGUCUGGAGGAUAUUCCUGUCCUGAGUGCAGAGAAGAGUUCCGGGAUCGCCCUGUACUGCACAGGAAUAUAACACUACGUAACAUAGUGGAGACUUUCCGAUCUACUCAGCUGGAAGAAGGGAAGACUGGAAUCUUCUGUACUUAUUGCUAUCACUCUCCUGUACCUGCUGUUAAAUCCUGUCUGAUGUGUGAAGCUUCUCUGUGUGAUAAUCACCUGAGAGUCCACAGCAAGUCACCAGAACAUGUCCUAACUGAUCCCACCACUUCCAUGGAGAACAGGAAAUGCUCCAUCCAUAGAGAACUUAUUAAAUAUUACUGCACUGAGGACUCUGCCUGUAUCUGUGUGUCUUGCAGGCGGGAUGGAGAACACCGGGGACACAAGGUGGAGACUCUGGAUGAGGCCUCUGAGAAGAAGAUACAGAAACUGAGAAAUGUUCUGCAGAAACUGAUGACAGAGAGAGAGGAGACAGAGAAAAGAGUCCAGAGUCUGCAGGAUCGCAGGAGAAAAGUACAAGAAAAAACAGAGAGAGUCACUGCCCUGUUCAUAGAGCUCAGGAGACAUCUGGAGGACCUGGAGAAGAGAGUCCGGAGGAACAUCUCCAGCCAGGAAGAGCGGAUCUCAUUGUCUGAUCUGAUCCAUCAGCUGGAAAUAAAGAAGAAUGAUCUGUCCAGGAAGAUGGAGGACAUUGAGGAGCUGUGUAACAUGACUGACCCACUGACUGUCCUACAGGAAUCAGACACAGGGGACUUGUGUGAUACUGAGGAGGGAGAUAAUGAGGACAGAGAGAGACAUGAUAGACUCCUCCAUGAUGGAGGGGAUCUGGAUGUGGCCGGAAUCUCACACACAUUACACGCAGGGUUAUCUGAUAUGAUAAAAGGGGUAAAUGUAUUCUUCAAUAUACAGGAAGCUUCAGACAUAUUACUGGAUGUGAACACAGCUCAUAAUCAUCUACAGAUAUCAGAUGACAUGAAAACUGCAUUCUGGUCAGAUAUAGAGCAGAAUCGUCCAGAAACACCAGAGAGAUUUCAGUCCUGCUAUCAGGUAUUAAGCAGUCAGAGGUUUUCCUCGGGGCGACAUUACUGGGAAAUGGAUGUCGGUGAGUCAGAACAUUGCAUAUUCGGGAUGUGUUAUCCCAGUAUAGAGAGGAGAGGAGACCAGUCAGUGAUUGGAAAUAAUAACAAGUCCUGGGGUUUCCGCAGGUAUAGCGGUGUAUGUUCUCUAAGACAUGACAAUAAAUCGAUUAUCCUAUAUCGCGAUCUCUCCAGUAACAGAGUCAGGAUCUAUGUGGAUUAUGAGGCCGGGCGGCUGUCCUUUUAUGAUCUGUGUGACCCGAUCAGACACCUCCACACCUUCACCACCACCUUCACUGAGCCCCUCCAUGCUGGGUUAUGGGUAUGGGAAGGUCGUAUAUCGCUAUCUGGGGGGUCAGGAGACGUGUAAAAUGAUCAUAUUACAGUAAAUUUGAGAUGAAUCUGGUGAGAAAUGUGAAUCUGGUUCAUAGGAUGACACAGUUUGUACAGAUAACAUAUUUCUUUAGUGAGAAAUAAUACCGCUCUAAAAACUGCUGAUCCCUUGGCUUUGCUUCCGUCCCACUAAACCAAAAGGGUGCUGGCUAUGCACAGGUAUAUUGGAUAGAAGAAGGUCCUAGACUGCCGCACUGAAGAAGGUCCUGGACUGCAUUGCUUUGGUUGUUUUUUGGAUUUUAUUUGUACAAAUAAAGACAUUGUUUUAAGGAGUGCGGCAGUCCAGGACCUUCUUCUGUCCAACAUAUUUCUUCAAUCGGUGGAUCCGGUAGAUCUCAGCACAGGAGAGUCUCCUCCAUCACUUCCACACCCAAUAAGACAAGGGGAGGAUUUGGGGGUUUAUUUAGCAUUAGGCUGACCAUACGCCAUACAAUCUGAUUGUACAAUCUCCUUUAGAUCUACCAUCAGUUAUGUAGUAUAAGGCAUGCCCGAUUUUAAGCAAUUCAAAGCACUUUUUAAGUUUAUCCUCAUAUGACAUCGCUUUGGUAAAGCUAUACAACAAAGAUUUUGUUGUAUAGUGUAUGGUCAGCCUUAGAUUUACCAAAAAUAUAAGGACAUCCAUACAUUAUACAUUCAUAUUGUAUCCAGGCAAGUACUGGCACUACAUAGUUGAUGGUAAAUCUAAAUCAGAUUGUAUAGUGUAUGGUCAGC
Rana temporaria (common frog) is the source of this 2372-nucleotide messenger RNA. Its product is annotated as E3 ubiquitin/ISG15 ligase TRIM25-like. The transcript has a single exon. Gene Ontology annotation, molecular function: zinc ion binding; protein binding. Lineage: Eukaryota; Metazoa; Chordata; Amphibia; Anura; Ranidae. The record is from RefSeq and is a predicted model, not a curated record. Bases 64 to 1638 code for a protein of 524 amino acids.